Babjeviella inositovora NRRL Y-12698 is the source of this 1380-nucleotide messenger RNA. RefSeq lists its product as uncharacterized. The transcript has a single exon. The record is from RefSeq and is a predicted model, not a curated record. Lineage: Eukaryota; Fungi; Ascomycota; Pichiomycetes; Serinales. The coding region runs from base 90 to 1241 and encodes 383 amino acids.
AAAAAAAUACCUAGUCCCCAAACUCCGCCUUCAAAAACUUACACCUCCUCUCAUCUCCACUUCUCUUUUUUUCUAACUAUAACCCUACAAUGAACAACCAAGCCCCGCCAGUAUACAGUGCGGUCUCUGAAAAGUCCUCCACCCCCAGGACGUUCACGCGCCCAUCAGGCCCGCCGCCUGGAUCCAGCCCCGCGGUGCGCCGCCAGUCGACCAUUGCGAGUAUCUACCAGCCGGGAAACUACUCUGUAUUCCUCCCGCUGAUUAUCAAGUCGCUCAACCGAUUACAGAACCCUCAGUACUGGAAGGAAUACAAGAACAAGUCCAGUCUUCUGAAGCUCUUUCUGAAGAAGAAAUACUCCAAAACGGAUCUUCUCCGCGCGGACGACGAAAUCUUCCCGUCGCCAAAGUACAAAAACUUUUACAAGCACAAGGAAGAGAUCUUGGCAACGCUCCAGCAAACCAACAUUAUUGAAAACCUCAACGCCAUCCGCCGCCAGUUGCGCAUCCCAGUGUCGCUCGACCUCCACGAGCUCGCGCAAUUGGUCUUCUUCGACUGUGUAGUGUACAUUGACAACUCCGGAUCGAUGUCGGAGCCAAAGCGCCAGAAAGAGUAUAAGUCGAUUAUGGAGACGUUUAUGCAGAUUGUUGCAAUCAAUGAGAGUGGCCUCUCGUUACGGUUCAUGAACAACCACGAGAACAUUGCCGGGGCCAUUCUCGAGGAUAUGGGCAUUGACAUUGACCGGCGGAUUUCCUCGCCUGAGCUUCUUGCGACAAUCCUCAACUCUCCGCACGUGGCGUACUACGGCGUCACGCCCCUUGCGACCAAGCUCCACAAGAAUGUGUUGCAGCCUUUUGUAUACGACAAGCUCCUCGCUGGAACCUUCACAAAGCCGUUGCUUGUCAUGGUACUUACCGACGGCGAGCCAUACGGUGAAGACCCAGGUUUUACAAUCAGAAAAGUGGUGCUUGAUACCCAGAAGAUGUUGGAGAAGCACGGUUGGCCCCCGGCCUCGGUGUUGUACCAGUUUGGCCAGGUUGGGAACGACAGGCGCGCCGCCCAAUCGCUCGAUGAUUUGGAUAACGAUCCGUUGAUCGGGGACGUUAUUGAUUGUAAUAAUGUGUAUGAGAAGGAGAAGUUACAGUUGCACGACGACGUGGCAAACCGCAUUUUUUACGUCAAGAAGUUGGCCUUGGGUCCGAUCGAUGAGAAGUUUGAUCUUGCGGAUGAGCUGACAAUGUGAGAAUGGGAAUUAUGUGUAUAUUAUUAAUGAAAUAGAUGUACUGGCAAGUUUUUCGUCCACGAGUGGAUAUUCCAUAAUAUAUAUUAUUAAAUUUUGUUAGUCAUACAUGCAUACAUAUUUAGUGCAAUAUAUAAUUUCC